Molecule: messenger RNA, 239 nt
Organism: Hymenoscyphus albidus
Lineage: Eukaryota; Fungi; Ascomycota; Leotiomycetes; Helotiales; Helotiaceae
Source: the annotation of a GenBank genome assembly
AUGUUUUAUGGUAAGCUUUCCCAGCGCUAGCAAUCUUACAAUUAUCAUUACAGACGAUUGUAGAUGUGUGUCGGGCUGAUUCCUCGGAUCCCUAUGUUUCUGUAAUUCUCUAUUUAAAACUCAGAGAGCUUCCCCCUUUUGGUAUGGCUGUUUGCAGUGAAGAUACGUUAAGCAAUGACGGCAUGUUAUUUCGAGAUGCUCUAGACACUGCAGGACAGGAAAAUUCUCCUGAGUCGUGA